Nanorana parkeri is the source of this 2592-nucleotide messenger RNA. RefSeq names its product piwi-like protein 1. Gene Ontology annotation, biological process: regulatory ncRNA-mediated gene silencing. Gene Ontology annotation, cellular component: P granule. The record is from RefSeq and is a predicted model, not a curated record. Bases 1 to 2592 code for a protein of 863 amino acids. NCBI's taxonomy places the organism in Eukaryota, Metazoa, Chordata, Amphibia, Anura, Dicroglossidae. Gene Ontology annotation, molecular function: protein binding; piRNA binding. The transcript is spliced from 21 exons.
AUGACUGGUAGAGCGAGAGCUAGAUCACGCGGGAGAGCACGUGUUCAGGAGGAGACCACACCUGGACAGCCACAGCCGCAGCCACAGCCCCCAAAACCUGCAGCACCACCUGCCGAACCGUCGGAGCCAUCACGGCCUGACCCUCAGCUUCUCGGCAGGGGGCGCCAGAGGGGACCUCCUUCAGCUGAACGGCCGCCGAUUGAUGUUCUACAGCUCUCAGCUGGAUUCCAAGAGAUAUCACUCGGCGAACGGGGCGGUCGUAGACGGGAUUUUCAGGAUCUUGGAGUAAAUACUCGCCAGACAAUCGAGCAUGUGAAAGCAUCCAAAACAGGUGUAUCUGGCGGCUCAAUCCAUCUGGUCACUAACCACAUCAAAUUGGUCUCCCGUCCACAAUGGGUCUUGUACCAGUACCACAUUGAUUACAAUCCUCCCAUGGAGUCCCGGCGCCUGAGAACAGCCUUGCUGUAUCAGCACGAAGAAACCAUUGGGAAAGCACAUGCCUUUGAUGGUACCAUCUUAUUUUUACCAAGAAGACUCAAUAAGGUUACAGAAGUGUUCAGCCAAACCCGGAAUGGAGAGAACGUGAAGAUUACAAUUACUCUGACAAACGAGUUGCCACCAACUUCACCCACCUGCUUUCAGUUUUACAACAUCAUAUUCAGGAGACUUCUCAAGAUUAUGAACAUGAAGCAGAUUGGACGCAACUACUACAACCCCAAUGAUGCUACAGAAAUCAGAGCUCACCGGCUGACUGUCUGGCCUGGCUUCUCAACCUCCAUCUUGCAGUAUGAAACCAGCAUCAUGUUGAAUAUCGACGUCAGUCAUAAAGUACUGAGGAACGAGACUGUUCUGGACUUUAUGCAAAAUAUAUAUUCCUCGUGUGGGCCGCAGGACUUCCAGGAUGUAUGCAUUAAAGAGCUGGUUGGGCAGAUCGUGCUAACCAAGUACAACAAUAGAACAUAUCGCGUAGAUGAAAUUGCCUGGAAUAGGAGUCCACAGUCUUUAUUUAAGAGGUCAGAUGGAAGUGAAAUCAGCUUUGUGGAAUACUACAAGAAUCAAUACAAUAUACAUGUCAAGGAUGAUGGGCAGCCAAUGCUUGUCAACAUACCCAAAAGAACCAAGCCAGGCAUCACUAAUGGAGCUAUUAUGUUGCUGCCGGAACUUUGUUACAUCAGGGGUUUAACUGACAAAAUGAGAAGCGACUUUAGUGUCAUGAAGGAUCUUGCUGUUCACACGCGAUUGCCACCAGACCAGAGGGAACGACAAGUAGGCCGAUUCCUCAACUACAUUCACAAGGAUGAAAGUGUUCAGAAGGAGCUGGGUGAUUGGGGCUUAAACUUUGACACCAAGCUUCUAAACUUUGCGGGCAGGGUUGCCCCUCCAGAGAAGAUUUUGCUGAGCGGACGAAUUGCAGAAUACAAUCCCCAGUUUGCAGACUGGUCCAGGGAAAUGAGAGGUCCGAUUCUGAUAAGUGCUUCUAAUCUGAAUAACUGGCUGCUGGUUUACCCCAGGAGGACUUAUGAUGCAGCCAACGCUCUUCUACAGAACCUGUACAAAAUUUCUCAGCAGUUGGGGAUGCAAAUGAAUAAAGCUGUAACGGUGGAAAUAGAGGACAAUGUGGGUGCUUAUGUCCGGGCCUUCCAGCAGAAUAUUUCAGACCGGACAGAGAUGGUAGUGUGCAUCCUGUCCAGUAUUAACAAGAUGAAAUACGAUGCUAUAAAGAAGUACCUGUGCCUGGACGUGCCCAUCCCCAGCCAGUGUGUGGUCGCCAGGACCCUGAGCAAACCGCAGACUAUCAUGUCUGUCUGUACCAAGAUUGCCCUUCAAAUGAACUGUAAACUGGGAGGGGAGCUUUGGAGUGUGGAGAUACCGGCAAGUCAAAUGAUGGUAAUUGGAAUUGAUAUCUAUCAUGAUACCUUGUCAGGAAAAAGAUCAAUUGCUGGUUUUGUCGCCAGCAUGAACAAAGGAAUGACUCGUUGGUUUUCCCAAUGUGUGGUCCAGGACAAAAAGCAAGAGAUUGUCGAUGGCCUUAAGGUCUGCAUGCAAGGUGCCCUCCAUUCCUGGUUUAAGGUCAAUGGCACUCUGCCCAACCGUAUUGUCAUAUACCGUGAUGGUGUGGGUGAUGGUCAACUGAAGACUCUGGUCAGCUAUGAAGUGCCACAGUUUCUGGACUGCAUCAAGUCGGCAGGCAAAGAUUACGCCCCUAAAAUGACACUUGUGGUGGUGAAGAAAAGGAUCAAUGCCAGGUUCUUUGCUGUCGUGGGGGGCCGGCUCCAGAAUCCACCUCCAGGAACAAUAGUUGAUACUGAAGUCACCAGACCUGAAUGGUAUGACUUCUUCAUCGUCAGCCAGUCUGUGCGUCAGGGCACCGUGUCCCCAACUCACUACAACGUUGUGUAUGACAGCGGAGGCCUGAAGCCAGAUCAUAUGCAGCGACUGACUUACAAGCUCUGCCACCAGUACUACAACUGGCCUGGAGUGAUCAGAGUACCAGCUCCUUGCCAGUAUGCCCACAAACUGGCCUUCCUCGUGGGUCAGAGCAUCCACAAGGAGCCACACGGUUCUCUGGCUAGCCUCCUGUACUACCUGUAG